This is a messenger RNA of Centruroides sculpturatus (bark scorpion), 1529 nucleotides long. Its product is annotated as epididymal secretory protein E1-like. The transcript has 4 exons. The record is from RefSeq and is a predicted model, not a curated record. The coding region runs from base 27 to 506 and encodes 159 amino acids. NCBI's taxonomy places the organism in Eukaryota, Metazoa, Arthropoda, Arachnida, Scorpiones, Buthidae.
UAUUACUUUUGUUUUCCAUCAACAAAAUGCAUUAUACAAUUACUUCCAUUUUAUUUUUAUUUUCUGUUCUAGGAAUCGUCAAUUCAGUCGAUUUCACUCGAUGUGAUUCUCCCGGAGGAGAGGUUCUUAGUCUGAGUAUUGAAGGAUGUGUGAAUGACGAGGCGGAUAAGUGUAGUAUUUUUCCUGGCAGCUUGGUUUCAAUUUCUGUCUCAAUUAAAGCUCUCAUACCGUUUGAAAGUGCAUACGCCCAGGCUCUUCUGACUGAUACGGUAAAAGGGACAAAAAUACCUUUCAUUUACCCUGUAGGGAACAUCUGCCAUCUUGGUAUUCGUUGUCCCGUUCAGGCUGGUGACAUCAUUCAAUAUUCUGAGCAGUAUAAAAUAAAUAAUGGUUAUGUUUUUAGCAUGCUAAAUUUAGGAAAGUUUCAAGUUUUGGUUCGAGAUUCGAAAGACGAUACCGUUAUUGCUUGCGUUGAAUUACAAAUAUCUUUUAAUAGCUCCAAUUAAAUAUACUUUUAAAUAUUUCACGUUAUUAAUGUAAACUCUUAUAAAAUUUAUAAAUUACGAAAUGUAAGUACAAAAAAACGUUUAAUCUGAAAACAUUUUUCUUUCUCCAAUCCUCAUUAAGUCGAAGAGGAUUGUCGGUUGGGCCAACACCCUGUACAAUAUCAAACUGUAUUAAAGCCUCUUUACCAGGCAAUGCGUCCUCUGUUAGUGACUGGAUUUGUCAAUUUAGUACAAUAUUCGCCAAUAGUGUGAAUAUCGAAGUUUGAUGUAAUGCAUUACGCGAAAUUAGAUUUUCGAAUAAAUUCAGUGUAUCGUAGAAAGAUAAUUUAAUGGUAUUUGAUUGUAUAAUAUUAAUUCGUGAUAUUUAUUAAAAUCAUUAUCAUAGCAUCGUAUUAUUCUACGAAUGAUUCAGAUAAAUGCCAUUAAUUGGGUUAUUCCACUGCUGUUUACUUUGAAUCUGAAUAAAAAGUAGAUUACUGUAUUUUUAUUUUUUAUGUAUAGUACAGUUGUACAUAUACAGCAAGUAUACGCGUGAUUUAUUGUAUGAGAAAUUGUUGUGACAAGUAAAAUUUUCCAUUUUCUGUCGUUUUUAUUGAAACUUCACGGAGUAAGAGAUUAUUCGAGAGUGUAUUAUGUACUGUACUGUACAGUAAACCCCGGUAACUCGGACCCUGUCAGCUCGGCUUGGCAUAACUCAUACAAACUAUUUUAAAAAGUUGUACAGUAAUUUAAAAUUUAUUCACAAUCGAAAGAUUGUAAUAAACGAGUAACUAUAAUUAUAACAAAAUUGUUAUUAUCCAGUGUUUUUAAAUACGGAAAUGUGUGAUACCGUGAAUUAUAUUACUGUAUUUGGUGAAUUAGUAACGCAUCAGAGAAAACACCUCGCUAUCUCGGACAAUCUUCACUCUUUAUUAGUCCGAGUGAGCGGAAAUUUCUUGCUUUUCCGUUUUCAGUCUAGAAUUUUAUUUAUCCGUUUAAUUGUCGGUUAAUUUUGAAUAUCGGGUUUCAGCCCCCUCUGCAGAC